Trichoderma aggressivum f. europaeum is the source of this 1413-nucleotide messenger RNA. RefSeq lists its product as uncharacterized. The transcript has 3 exons. Gene Ontology annotation, molecular function: acyltransferase activity, transferring groups other than amino-acyl groups. NCBI's taxonomy places the organism in Eukaryota, Fungi, Ascomycota, Sordariomycetes, Hypocreales, Hypocreaceae. The record is from RefSeq and is a predicted model, not a curated record. The coding region runs from base 1 to 1413 and encodes 470 amino acids.
AUGUUUGAAUUCUUGUUUAGUCCUUCAAAGGCACCCGAGCCUGUGCCGACCGACAAGAUUGUCCCGGUUGGCUUCUUUGAUGACACUAUUAUCUUUAGGACGUUUGUGCUAUAUACAUUAUUCGUUUUCGACGAUGUACUGGACCCUCAGCACUUACGCACCUCUCUGGAGCGUGUCGAUCGUGGACAGCUUGAGCAUCAUAUCCCGGACAGCUUUGAUCCAGAUCGUCCGGCAGUGGGAUUUGAACAUGUGGACCAUGGUGCUUUAGCUGUAGAAGACCACCCCGCGGGAUCAUGUAUUCCCCAUCCUCCCCGCAAUGGCCGACCAGCAAUUGUUGGAGAUCCUGAUAAGCUCUCAGAGUUCAUCUACGGCCAGGAUACACCUAGAAAUCUCGGUGAUUACAUCUAUACCGAUCGUCCUCAGCUUGGUCUGCGAGUUGUCUCGUUCAAGAAUUCGACAAUCGUCGUCCUCCAUUGGAUACACCUUACUUUUGACGCGAUGGCGAAAAAGUCUCUCCUUGAUGCGUGGAUGCUCAUGCUUCAGGGUAGAGAAGACGAAAUUCCAGAGCCGCUGGCUCCCGACGAGUAUAUUUUGGAGCACUGCGGCAAGAAGCCUACGGAGGCCCAUGUCCUUGCGGAAUAUCACAUGUCCAAGCCCGGUCUUGUCUGGUGGGUGCUUCAGAACUGCUACAACCUGGUGGUAAAAGAGCAAGAGCAUCGUAUGGUCUGCGUGCCCGCUGAUUAUCUCACGAAAUUGAGAGAAAAGGCUCUCGCGGAACUUGCUACUCAAGCCACCAGCGAGAAAUGGGAGGCUCCAUUCUUGAGCGAAGGAGAUAUUCUAGUAGCUUGGAUAGCUCGCUUGGCAAUUGCUAAUCUUCCAGAGCAUUCAGAAAAGCCUAUUGCUGUACAACAAGCAUAUCAAUGGCGGCCGAUUUUGAAGGAUCUGAUACCAGACAAGCGACCAUUCCUCAGCAACUGUGUUGGGUUUCUCGUUACUCUAAUGCCAGCUAAAGAUGUGCUUCAGAAGCCGCUUAGCUAUCUGGCAUCCCAGAUCCGCCGGUCGAUUAAGGAGCAAGGCUCUCGGGAACAAGUCGAAGCAUACACCUCGUUGAUCCGACUUGACCCAGCCAACAGGGCGCCUCCAUUUUUUGGCAGCACGUCGAUGCAGUUACUUAUGUUUUCCAAUUGGCAAAAAGCCAACGUGUACGCAACUGAUCUAUCAGCCGCGGCCGUGACACCACGGCGCACGCCGCUCACACCAUCCUACGUCCAAAGCGUACAGGGCCCAUAUAACUUCUCUGAUGGAAUCAUCAUCGUGGGCAAGGAUGUUGAAGGUAAUUAUUGGUUUUCUGGAAACAGAGCAAAAGGCCUUUGGGACAUGAUGGAGAAGAAAAUGCAAGAGCAGGUAAUUUAA